Molecule: messenger RNA, 411 nt
Organism: Sclerotinia borealis F-4128
Lineage: Eukaryota; Fungi; Ascomycota; Leotiomycetes; Helotiales; Sclerotiniaceae
Source: the annotation of a GenBank genome assembly
AUGUCUCAGCCCACUACGUAUGGACCGGAGUACAACAUGUUUCUCCCAGAAUACACUCGUCCCGUCCCUCUUACCCGCCGCGACGAUAUUCCUCGCUGCCCCGGCGGUACACCCAAGUACGAGUUCCGCCACGAAUUCCUCACCCCCCGACCCUGUGUCACGGAAGACGAAGUCAAGAUGGUCCGCGGCUCUGCCUACAAGCCUUUGAAGACCUUUGCCAACGUGCCAGCGGGCGAAAAGAAGCCUGUGCGUAUCUCUCGCGAUGAGUACGUUGCCAUCCGCGACUGGCGUGCUGCCAACGGGGUGGCUCCCUUCAAGAAGUCCAACUUCAAGACCAAGUGGGGUGAGAAUCACAAGAAUGCGUGGGAUGCCUACUACAUGACUCAUGCUCACGAUCAACCAAGAGCUUAG